CGUUGCUGUUAACAUUUGUCGGCGAAGGGCUCUAAAGUGAAGCGAGAAAAUUUUUGUAGAGGAAUUUUUCAAUGUAAAAAUAAUAGAAAAGAAAACAAAUUGUUCAAGAAAAAAAAAAAGAAAUCAGAAAGUGUGAAAUUACUUUAAAAUAAAUUUAAAAUAAUAAAGUUAUUUAAUAAUGUAUAAUUAUUAGUGUAACGUUAAGUUUCGUGUUUUUUAUUGUUACUGCAAUUUUAUACGUAGUGCGUGGCCCCCGGAAUCGAUUUUCACUUGAAGCAUGGAUACAUAGAUUUGUGCCAGAAAUUUUUUUUGCUAAAGGGCCUUUCCAAAAAACCCCUGUUGGUUUAUUCAAAUGUUUUAUGCUUAAGCUACAUAAAGUAAUUAAUUCUAAUAGAAAAUUAACUAUAAGUGUAAUAAAAAGAAAAGGAUAUAGAAAAAAUUCCAAUUUGGAGUUUUUCUUUAUAUAUUUUACAUUUUUCAAGUGUCAAUUGUUUUGAACAAGAAGAAGCAUCUUGUAUAUGAGUGAUAGUGUUUGUGUGUACGAACGAUCGCAAAAAAAGCAAAAAAAAAAAAAAGAUAAACCUUGCGCAACAUACACAUUCUUAUUCUAAUGAGAAAAGAAGAAAAUAAUAAAUAAAAAGUUAAAUAAAUAGUUAAAAUUGUAUCUAUAGUAAUUGACAUAAAGCCUCGUUUCGUGAUAUGCAACAUCAGCAUCCACGUACAUUGGAAGCUUCGGCUGCUGCUCAUACAUCUGGUGGUGCUUCGUAUGAUGGUAAAAUUGCAGGCCUCUAUGAUCUCGAAGAGACACUGGGUUCGGGCCAUUUUGCAGUGGUCAAAUUGGCAAGACAUGUUUUCACGGGCGCCAAAGUUGCCGUUAAGGUAGUGGACAAGACAAAGCUAGACGAAGUAUCCAAGGCUCAUUUAUUCCAGGAAGUAAGAUGCAUGAAAUUAGUGCAACAUCCUCAUGUUGUACGUUUGUACGAAGUGAUUGAUACACAAACUAAAUUAUAUUUAGUUUUGGAACUGGGUGAUGGCGGUGAUCUUUACGAUUAUAUUAUGAAACAUGAUGGCGGUCUUAGUGAACAUUUGGCCCGUAAAUAUUUUCGACAAAUAUUACGUGCCAUCACAUACUGUCAUCAAUUACAUGUUGUACACAGAGAUCUCAAACCUGAAAAUGUGGUAUUUUUUGAAAAACUGGGCGUUGUUAAGCUGACAGAUUUUGGUUUUAGUAACAAAUUUUCGCCCGGCCAAAAAUUAGAAACAUUUUGUGGUAGUUUGGCUUAUUCAGCUCCUGAAAUUUUAUUGGGCGAUUCUUAUGAUGCUCCGGCUGUUGACAUUUGGUCUUUAGGCGUUAUUCUCUACAUGUUAGUUUGUGGCCAGCCUCCUUUUGAAAAGGCAAAUGAUUCGGAAACUUUAACAAUGAUUAUGGAUUGUAAAUAUUCUGUACCACCCCAAAUAUCACCCACAUGCCGCAAAUUAAUCGCCUCUAUGCUAGUAAGAGAUCCUAAAAAACGUGCUACUCUAGAGCAAAUAGCCUCAGACGAUUGGGUUAAAGAAAAUCCCGAAGGUGAUAAUGUCGACUAUUUGCCACUUAUCAGUCGUGAGCAAUUGAGUGAAGAAGAUCAUGCCUUUAUAAUACAAAAAAUGAUAAAUGGCAAUAUAGCCCCCAAAGAAGAUAUUUUGCAAGCCUUAGAUAAGGAUAAAUAUAAUCAUAUAACAGCCACCUAUUUUCUCUUGGCUGAGAUGCGUUUACGUAAACGCAGAGAAGAACAACAUUUGAAACAAAAUCCCCAUUUAGCUUUAGGAAAAAAAAAUGUUAUUGGUGGUGUGGGGCGUGCUCAAGUGCCGGAUAAAAAAGCUAAACCUUUAGAGGGUGGCAAGCAAAUGGUGGUGCCCAUUAAUAUUGUAUGUGCACCAGAGCCAAUACAAAAUGAAAUUAAAACGGACAAACGCACAAGAAAAUGUAGUAUUGUGCGUGAAGAGGAUGAGGAGGAGUCAUCACAUGAACUCUCCUGUGAUGGUAAUGAAUUGAAAGUUGCCAUUACCAGACGAGAAUCCAUAUCGGAUGGGCGUUUAAAUCGUUCAGUACAAGAAAAGUGUUCAAAUGUUGUGACAGCAGUUGGCACCGGCAACAAGGGUGGCGGUGAUAUGGACACAGACGCUGAUAUGGACACACAAACAAAAAUGGUUGUAUCUGUUGACGCUGCGCUGGCGCAGAAACUUAAACAAAUUGAAAAGGAUACAACCAAUGAGGAUAGAGAAGCACAACUUCCAUGCGAAGCUUUGGACAAGUCACUUGAAAUGCAAGACACAUUGCGCGGCCUAAAAGAACUGGAAAUUGGAAAACUAAAACAUUUGCCGGGUAAAAACCCUGUACUAACACACAGACGCCACACAAAAUUAAAUAAAAUACGUACGCCUUCUUGUAGCAGUUCAGAAGCUUCUGAUGAUGACACAAAAAGUCGUAGUAAAAAAAAGAUGCACAAACUAGUGGGUGAUACACCUACACGAUUUCGUAUGCAUCGUCGCGAUUCACAUGAUGACUCUAGUGAUUCCCAGGAUCAGGGUUUCCCCACAGCUGGACAUCAUGGUGGUCAUGAUUUGAUAGCAACCUCUAAUGUGAGCAACAAAAAAGAGGGACAAAAUCAGCAGAAUAAAUCUGAAUCAGAUACGCGCAAUAAAUCUUCUCAUACUCAUCAUUCACAUCAGCAUCAACAUUCUUCUCACAAGCAUAAAUAUAAACAACAACAAGCACAUCAAACUAAAGAUAGUCUGGAAAAGCACAAUUCUUUGGCAGAAAAGAAACAACAACAGAAUGUUCGACGGAGACGAAUACGUGAAAGUCAAUCAUUAGAUCGCAUAACAGAGGCUCAAGAGUAUGAGAUGAGACAUCAACACCAUCAUCAUCGUCUCUCCUAUUCGGAAACAGAACGUUACACUUAUGAACAGCGUAAUUCUCUCUUCAAUUUGCACACAUUUCCCGAAACUAAGGAAGAGGAGUGUGAUGAUUAUGACAAUGGUGGUGAAAAUAAUUCAGAUUUUGCCAAUCAGGCGGAGCAAUUAAGAAAUUCAUUAAAUACCCUUAAAAUUCAUGGUGGCAGUAGUGGUGUGUGUAGCGUUGGGAGUGGCGGUGAUGACAGUACAACAAAUUCAAAUACAAGUAGUUUAAAAUCCUCCCAUACCCAUAGCUCGGCAAGCAGCAUUUAUAAAUUAAAUUCCAUAGAAGAAAUCGAUUUGAUUCUCAAAGAGAAGAGUUUAACUAAAACCAUACAGGCCACUAGCUCAAAGUGUUUUGUAACUAUACGAAAAAUACGUAAAUUAGGCAAGUAUUUUCCGGUAGUAAAUUUUUCGUAAUAAAACCAAAUUCAACAAAAAAUAAAAAUAUUCUAAAUCAAACAACAAUCCAUGGAGGAAAUGUUAUUAAACAAGACGCAGUAUUUGUUUAAGGAAAAAACACACACACACACCCACAGACAAUGUUGUUCAGUUUAGUUUAAAUAACAUAUUUAUAACAAAACUAAAAAUAAUUGUGGUAAACUAAAAACAAAA
Lucilia cuprina (Australian sheep blowfly) is the source of this 3549-nucleotide messenger RNA. It is a transcript of the gene Snrk, whose product is annotated as SNF-related serine/threonine-protein kinase. Gene Ontology annotation, cellular component: cytoplasm. Gene Ontology annotation, molecular function: ATP binding; tau-protein kinase activity; protein serine/threonine kinase activity. The record is from RefSeq and is a predicted model, not a curated record. The coding region runs from base 700 to 3354 and encodes 884 amino acids. Lineage: Eukaryota; Metazoa; Arthropoda; Insecta; Diptera; Calliphoridae. Gene Ontology annotation, biological process: microtubule cytoskeleton organization; intracellular signal transduction; protein phosphorylation. The transcript has 8 exons.